Spirometra erinaceieuropaei is the source of this 5544-nucleotide messenger RNA. The record is from the annotation of a GenBank genome assembly. NCBI's taxonomy places the organism in Eukaryota, Metazoa, Platyhelminthes, Cestoda, Diphyllobothriidea, Diphyllobothriidae.
AUGCGCAGCCGUGGAAAAUUUAAGGUCAGUCUGGAAUAGAAGGCGACUUACUGGACACCCCUACACCACCCAAAUAAACUGAACUGAAAAUGCUUGAUGGUUCGCACCGUUUGCUCACAAGUCCCCGAAGUGCGGAUGUAGAUUUUCGGCCCGGAUCUGGCUUUUGGACUAAAUUCAGUCAGAGUAGUCCCACCCCAAAGGAGAAAAAGAUCCGGUCGGCCAUAGUGGCAGAAAGUCUCGGAAAAGGGCCGGUGAAAAAAGAAGAAUGUUCAGUCAGUUGGAUUUCGAAGUUUACUGUUGAGGACAGGCUUGAGGUGUAAUCCACCUGCCUGGAUUGAGUAAACAACACACCACUGAUGGUGUUCUUCGGAGGGCUCUGGCUGGAGUCAUCUCAGAGAACGUAGGAGUACCUGGUGUGCGUCGCGUUUGCAAGCUUUAAAUCCCGAGAAUUGAAGCACUUCGAAUAAUAUAUCUUCGACUGGUAAUUUAUUUUAACACACGUUUUCGACAUUAUGGUAACGGCUAAACCUGCAAAAGAUCGAAGAACCCGAAAUUGAAAACUAAAUUCAACGAGCUGAUUCAGGUCAUCUGGUUUAAAUUGAAGCUCGUAAGAUCACUGCCACCUGAAACGACCGUAUAAUAAAUGGAGGGAGUGGCAGCCAAACGCAGUAUUCGAUGUCAAUUUCGUCAGCCCGACAGAAUUUCUUCUUCACGAAGUCAAACUGUCACUGCUACAUGACCUCCUGAGGUGGCCAUAAAACACCAACAAGUUAGUCAUCAUAUUCUACUGAUGAAACCUCUGUUAAGUGACGCCCACAAACCCUCGCUUUUGUUAAAAUUCUUCGUGGGCCUUCUCUGGGACGCGUGGACUAACGCAAGGACAGUAUUACCUCAUGGCUUUCUUAACAUAACAAGCAUUGCGUUAGUAGUUUGUUUUCUUUACUUUACAUCCCAUAUUACUGGAUUCUUGUUCUUUGAUUAAUUUUGCGUUUGAACCGCUGAUGAUAACCUUUUAAUAUUUUAUUUUGACUGGCUGCCAUUUGUUUCCAAGCUAACCAUCGUAACUCAUUCCGGCGUUUCUGUUUAGCAUUCUGCCGUAUCUCUUGGGUUUGCUGCCCGUUUAGAGCUUGUCAAAACAAUAGAGGGACGUCCAGGUGACCAUGAUUUUUGUUUAGAUCCCACGUCUCAAAGUGGCUAUUUCCGUAUAUCACUUUACCCUCAUAUACUUUGAUUAGUAGUGGUUCGCUGUAAGUUGAUCACGGGAUCGUCACAUGUGAUAAGAUGCAAAUGGAUGCUAAUUCUACAAAACGUGCGCAGCUCUAACCUGGCAGCAGAUUAGCUCUUCAGGAAUAUUCGUAUCUUAGAGUCUUGUUAAUAUCUUAUUUGACUUAGGGCGCAACGCUUACUGCUGUGACACCGCCCAUAUAGCUAUUGUCUCAGAAAUGGCGCUGGCGGGGGCGGAUAAUUCGCCGGAGGUUCCGUUUGACGUCUCUGCUCUCUCUGAAGCCAAGAGGCGCGAUUUGAAUCACUUUAAGGCAUGUUAUUAUUCUCCUGUGAUUUCGUAGGAUAUAUCGGGCAUUUCAGACGAUGGCUGCGCUGCACGCAUUCUAGAAGAUAGCGAUUGGAACUUAGAAGUACGUUUAAUUCACUAAAGUCUUAUUCCCAGCAUGCUGUUCAUAAAUUUAUGGGACUUGGCGAUUCUGGAAACUCAGCCGGCGCCACUCGACGCCGGCCUCAAAAUCAACCUAUACAUCCGGCUCCAGUUAGUUUUUGCAUAUGCCAGUGACUUUCAUUUAGAUUGAUCUUGCUCCGCCAAACCUUCUUGUCUUCCGACGCGUUAGGCCGAUUGGUGGAUGGUUCCAAACUGUCCUGAACAUACUGCUCAGUCCAAUUUACUUUACGUACCAUGUGUUCGCCAGUAUUAUCAACACUUUCAGUAAGCCCAGCCGCCACUUUUAUCCUUUCAAUGAGUCUACAUUCAAUGCUAUUAUGCACUGUGUACUCCAUGUGUAGAACAAGAUAAUACAGACCCCUUCAGUGGCUAAGGGUUCUGGUUAUUACGUUGAGUACAUCUGCGUCAACCGCUCGUGCCCGUCUUCUGGCAGCACCCCGUCUGUCAUCCUGGCUGGUCUGUCGGAUUUACGCAUACGCGUCCACCGGAAACAUAAUAAAGGUGCAACUCUGACAGCACGUUCAGAUUAACUCUCAAGUGUCGAACAUUAGCCUUGAUUUGUUAACUCGCCUACUGGUGGACUUUGCCGCUUAGGCAGCUGAGUGGCUGUUAUCUGUGCCAAGUCCUGGCUGAGCGGAGAAGCGUGCUUCCACUACUUGUUCCCGCGUCUUUUUCUGUUUCUUUGUUUUCGAAGCAUUUACGGGAAUCCCUUUUUAAUUUUAGCCUCCUUCCUAUGGCCAGACCCACGAACACGUAAGAGGUUUUCGUUUGCAAAACGUUCUUAAAACGCACUAUUCGCAACUUAUACAUUGCCUUGAGACUCCUUAAUUUUCCUGCUAUCACGAUAUUCUAACGCAUAUUUACUACCGUUUUUGACGCAGGUGUUUAGAAAUGUUUGAUUUUGAUGAUCUCGAUCUCUCAUUUAACUGGAAUCGCCUCAUCUAAAAUGAUACUUUCAUGUGAAGUCGAAGAUAGGUUGUUUACGAAGUGCUGCAAACAAGUUUAGACUUCGAAGAGUUAGCUAUUGUCGGCCCCCUGUGCGGAGAACACAAACCUUACGAGAGCUCGGACGGUCUAAGUCAGAUGUGAUAAAAACAUAUCUAGGUGGCAGCUGGCCAGUGGUCCUUGUUUCAUUAUGCGAUGUCCUUACGAACUGCCUGUCUUAUUAGUUCUGAUUGUAUCUGCUUAAUGUAAUUUUUCUGUCUAUCACCACCAAAGCGCAUCGACAUACGAUUUAAAUGCCGCGUAUUUUUGGUGUCUUCGAUCACACGCAUAUAUCUUUCUGGUUUUUUGACUAUUUUGUUGCCUAAAUAAUAUACCUGACCAGUGCAGUUUACCAUGUACUUGAAUUAGCACAGCAGUAUGUAAAAUAGUUUACCGCUCUGUACGUUUAUGGUUCUGAGCUGCUAAUCCAACUUCCUCUAUCAGCUGUUUCGUUUAUCGAUAUUUAAUGCUUUUAUGGCUUUUAGUGGUCACCGAUCCUUUGGGCGAUGUUCGUCACUUUAUUGACACCUUUAAGCAAACGUAUGCAUCUAUCAGUGAGGAUUCAAUAUCCACCGAUACCAUUGAAAGAAACAGCACCCCGCCCUUCUUCGAGGGCACUUAUGCACAGGCGCUUCAGGAGGCCAAACGGAGCUUGCGAUUUUUGAUUGUUUAUUUACACUGCAGUUCUCACGAGGAUACUGAAGAGUUCUGUAGGCAAGUCUACUCUUAUAUUUCCCAUACUAGAUAUGUAGGCAUGCUUCUAUCCAAGCCAUAAAAGCGAACUACCGUCCCUCAGACUGCUCAUUUUGUAAAUGCUAUUUGUUAGGUAUUUCCUGUUGGAGAUUUUUUUUACAAGUUUCUGUCCCUAUUUACAUAAACAGUCGCAAGUACACAAACCAAUAUACAUAGACUCAUGCGUGCAUAGUUGUUUUGACCGAACUAACUUGACUUGAACGAUUUCAACCCCUACUCUAUACCGUGCAUUCGUGUCGAGUCUGUCAGUGUAGAACACCUGUACCAUGGGUUCGUCCGUUAGUGAAGUACUAACGUCAAGGCUAUUCAGUAUGCGAAAACCGGUCGUAGUUAGGUACUUUCCAAUCGCACGAAGCAGCCAAACAAGACCAAUAUCGAUGCCGGAAGGGGUUCUAACUUCUGAUUGCCAUCUACGUCGUUUUCAUACUCUCACCUCAUCUGUUGAAAUCGGUUAGAUACAAUCGGAGCACAAAUCAGUCCCCGUCCAAAGUCAUUUUUUCUCCUUUUCAGACAAACACUCCAGCAUCCGACUACUCUCGCUUUUUUGAAUAAUACUGAGCAACACAUCUUUUGGGCCUGUGAUAUCAAUUCCCCUGAAGGAUAUCGGACAUCACAAAUAUUCCGCGAGCACUACUACCCCUUUGUUGGUGUAAUUGGACUUUCUAUAAAUCGGAGUAAGUCAAUUACCUCCCUACUAUGCUUCACGGUCUGGCGAUCUUAGUAUUAUACUUCUAGAAGGAACCUAUUAUUCCUCAAUUGCCCAUCCUCAAAUUGGACAAGUCCUAGUUAUUAUUAGCGCUCUCAGUGCAAAUACACUUCCAGCAUUUCGGCGAAAUUAUUGGUUUUUUCAUCCACUUCACCGCAUCGAGCCACCUGUUGUUGAGAGGCACUGAAUUAGGGUACUCACAAAACUUUACCGCCAAUUUCAGUCGGCUAUCGAUGAACAGUGGAACAUGGUCGGAGCCAAGUUUAAUUUAUUCUACUUGUUCUACUUCUCUGCCAUUAUAACACAGUUUUCCCUAUCGUUGUUGGAUUUUGGAACGUGCGCCAUCCUCACAUCGGUUUGGGCAAUUUGAUUGCAAAUCCCAGAUGGUAUUGCCAGUCGUUCCUUUUGUGAUUUCCUAGUUCCCUGAAACCCACUCAGUUCCAUGUUCUUCCGUGCUUCACUUCAGCGAUUUUCCAGAAUCGUUAGUUUAUGUGACUGAUUUUUGUCAAAUAUGCGGUUUAGUUGGUACAUAGAGAGGGGAAACUCAAUUCAUUUUAGGCAGAGAUUAUGAUUUUUCAACCUGAAAGACUUACUUUCGCUAGCUCUUGCUGAAUUAAACCGACAUAAAUCUAUGUAAGGUAUUCAUCGUAUGAGGAUCCAGAUUCUCAAAAAUCCUGUGGACUCGGUCGCCUGUGGCGACAGUGUUAUCCAGGUAAAUUAGUUGUUUAACAAACAGCAGGUGUCUAGCAACAUUUAGAGAAUCAUCUUUACCCUGAAGGAUGGCUGAGUGAUACGGCAGGGGUCGCCUCAGGGGAAAAAAAACAAAACAAGCAAAUUGCAAAACAGUCUGAAAUUGGGGUAGUGUAAACAGCGCGCCAAGUACACACUAGCCCCAGUCCUUUUGCCAACCGUCACCAUAGGCUACGGCGACUUGCUGGAAACCAGAACACCAGUGAGAAUUGGUGUGCCAACUAUAAAAAUAACCCCGAACGAUGCGCCUAGGAGGUUGUACCGCGUUUCGCUCUGAAUUUGAUCACCCGUGAUUGCUGCUCCCUAAAUGGAAUCAAUUGUCGUAUGGUUCACCGUCUCGUGCGCACACAUCUUUUCAUCAGUCCUAGUACGCAAACUGCACAUCUACGUCACUGUUUGCCCAACAAAUCUUUCUUGAUUAUAUUUCGUUCGGUUGUUUCUCUGAGACGGCCUAAAAAGUCUUUGUCAAGCGCUUGCCUUCCGUCCGUCCCUUUUUUACCUUUCAACUCCGAUUUGUACUUUUUAAGCACAUUCUUCCAGUUCGUACGGUCCGCCAAGUCGCAUGGCUCUCCUGGGACGCAUCGAGGGUCUGGUGUCUGCCUCAGACUUUGUGGAGCAGCUAAGCGAUAUUAUCAACAACAAUCAGACCGCCCUACUGGCAGCCAGGGCUGAAAGGUAA